GCGCGCACGGCCGGAUGGGAGGUGCACGCGCAGUGACGCGUCUCUGUGUUAGUGACUCGGUUCACAUGUUGGAUCUCCUGCUCGUCUCUGCGGUUCUGUGUCUCUCUCCCUUUCUGUGUGUAAUUAUAGAUCACAUAUCCAGCAUAUGAUGAUUAUCGAACACUUAUGAUAUCACAGUAAAACAGAUUACAUGAGUAUAGAAGAAUAUUUUGAAGAAGAUGAAGAACCACCUUUACUGCUCAGCUCCUGUCUGUCUGAUCCUGCUGGAGUUAUGUGGGACAUUAGCGGCGCAGUGUCGGUGGGAGGACGGGUGUGUGUGUCCUCUCUGUCCAGCCGGACAAGAGCCCACCUCGGCUUGUGGGGAAGUUGAGAGUCCCGGUGAGACCGGAUUGUGCCGGACUUGCCCAGCAGGCAGCUUCUCUGAUACCCAUGACACUGAGCCGUGCCGCCCACAUCUCUCCUGCGGGACACUGAAGCGCUGGAUCUCGACCGCACCGACCUCACUCUCUGACGCUGUGUGUGGAGGAUGCCUUCCCGGGUUUCACCCUGCUGCUACACGGAAGUCCUCCACCCUCCACGCCUGCGUCAGGAAGCCAUACAGCCGGCGCAGACGUAAUGUUGGUAAGAGCACCUCCAUCAGGAACGCCACCAGUGUUCAGGGUCCAGAGGAGAAGAGCACAGAGUAUGCCGUGUUUGCUCUGGUGCCCAUCUUCUGUGUGAUGGGCCUGCUGGGGAUUCUCAUCUGUAACCUGCUCAAGAAGAAGGGCUUCCGCUGCAACGCCGAGAAAGACGGGGUGGACGCAGAAGCUGGCACUCCGCAGAAAGAAGGAAACUCUUGUCCAUACAUCAUUGAUGACCCCGAUGAAGACACCAUCAGCAUUCUGGUGCGGAUCAUCACAGAGAAGAAAGAAAAUGCAGCUGCUCUGGAAGAACUUCUGCUGGAAUAUGAGAAUAAACAGAUGGCCCUCAACAAGAGUUCAUCCAUCAAGUUUCCGGCUCUUCCUCAUUUCUCUCCGUUCCGGUCGUUACCGCGGCUGUGUUCUCACCAGCAUCACUUGCACACUAUAAACGGGCUAGCGCCGCGCUCCGGCCUCUGCUGCUCCCGCUGCAGUCAGAAGAAGUGGCCCGAGCUGCUGCUGCCCAUCGACACGCACAAGAGCCCCACGAACCUGGUCAAGACGCCGGAGGUCAACAUCCUGUCUGUAGGGAGGUUUCAGGUUGCUCAGAUCCCUGAAAUGAAGUCUGUUUCAAAGAAAGUGACCCAGCCGGAAGCGAGCGAUACGGACUCCAUGGACAGCGGCCACACCGAGCCUGCGGAAGAGUGUUCCCUGCUGGGCGUGUCCUCUUCCUGUAACUCCGCCUCCUCAAAGUCCAGACAGGAGAUGAACAUAUGAAAGGCUGAGGAAGACAUCCACAAACGGGACAUGUGACAUCAUCAGUGACCGAGCGAUCGGGCAGACGUGUGACGGUGAUGUCAGUAUUCACCUCCUUGAGGAGCCUCGACUUCAAGACCUCAGGAAACAUUCAUAUUUAUUGCAUAAGUCUUAGAACUAUGUUGUUAAAAAGCUCUGUCUCUGCUAGCAGAUAAUAGGAGAGCGAAGGGUAGAAAGCAUGUGUGCUUCCACAAGACACUAAAGAAAACAGCACUCAGAACAACAAGACACCAGUGAGACAUUCUCUCCAGUUAGAAAACAUUACUAAGUAUUAUUAGAAACUAGUUUGAUUUAUAUCUCUGGCCGUUUUUCAGUUCUUUUGUUUUUACUGUAGUUCGGUUUUUUUAGUAUUUGAGAUUUUAAAGGAGUUGCAUAUCUACAGUCAUGGUCAAAAGUGUUUGCAAACACCUUGUUUUGUUAAUAAUAAAUAAAAGAAAAUAUACAAAAACACGCAUUAUUAAUUUCAUACACAUAUACAGUAUAUGAGUUAUAUAUGCAAUUUUUAUAUAAAUUAGUAUUCUGUGGUUUUUACAUGCAUAACUUAUAUAUUCAAACAAUGGUACAGGAUAUAUGAAAAUAUUAGAUGGUUUACACUAGCUCACCAACUAAAAUAUUUGCUAAUACAGUGAAUGUGCUUUUUUUGUCACAUAAUCCUCAUUUUGGACUUUUAUUUUGAAUUUUUGGAUUAAAUGACACUAAAUCAGAAACAACCAAGAAAACAUUAUGUUUUUAAACAGUCUGUCAUUAGCGAAACAUGUUCAUUGUUAAUGCAAUCAAAUAUUAUGACAUUCACACAUGUAAGGUUUAGGGUUGCUGUAUUUCAAUGAUUGGCUUGAAAAGUGUGCUGAAGUCUGUUUAUUCAAACAAAUGCUUGGUUUGAUAUUUGUCAUCCAAUGCAAUGGCAUUCAAACAUUUUUAAAUGCUUUUUGGGACCACAAUGUUUUACAUUUUCGGUUAACAUUUUUAUUUCUUUGAAGAAAAAAAAAGGCGGCUAAUUGUUCCACCGUUUAAAAUUUUUUCAUGUGAAUGGCACAGAAAAAACAGCAAUAUCGCUUAGAAAUGAGCAUUUUCAGGUGUUCACAGGUUUUGACCUUGACAAUAGAAUGUAAUAUUUCAUAUAUUAACAAACUCAGACUCUAACAAGCCGAUACGCACAGCAACCUUCAGCUCAUCAGCUUGAUUAAAGCUUUUCUCUAAAAAACAAAGCAACUGAAUAAAAUAUAUUCAUUUAUAUCUUUGGCAGAUGCAAGGCACUAAUCUAAGGGCAGACUGCUGAGAAAUUCAUGCUAUAAGCUAAACUAAUGUGAUAAAAGUGAUAAACGUCUGACUGACGUUCACGCUGCAGCUCAAUGUCAAUCAAAUUUGAAAACCAAUACUGAAUCGGACGUUAGUUUUUAAAUAAAUGAAAAUAUGUUUCCAAUCAGAUUUUUUAUGUGCGAUUUCAGUGUUGUCAAAAUUGAUGAGAUUUUUAAAUCAAACUUACAUCCAUAAUAACUGCACUCUUGUUUUUGUAUGAAUUUUUAAAUAGUUGAUGCACCUUACUGCACUUUUUUAAUUAUUAUACACAAAGGUGCAAAAAAUAUAUAUUUUUAAAUAUAUAUUAAUGUCUUAUAUGUUGUCAACCAUAACAUUGAAAAUAAAAAUUCAUAAAUUUAGCAACAGAAGCCU
Carassius gibelio (silver crucian carp) is the source of this 3101-nucleotide messenger RNA. RefSeq names its product tumor necrosis factor receptor superfamily member 19L-like. Gene Ontology annotation, biological process: apoptotic process. The transcript is spliced from 11 exons. Lineage: Eukaryota; Metazoa; Chordata; Actinopteri; Cypriniformes; Cyprinidae. The record is from RefSeq and is a predicted model, not a curated record. Bases 219 to 1394 code for a protein of 391 amino acids.